Molecule: messenger RNA, 1863 nt
Organism: Entrophospora candida
Lineage: Eukaryota; Fungi; Glomeromycota; Glomeromycetes; Entrophosporales; Entrophosporaceae
Source: the annotation of a GenBank genome assembly
AUGUCUUUUAUAAAUUUUUCUAAAAGUUUUCUAUUACUAAAUAGCAAAAAAGUACCAACACGUUUCUGUACUAGAAAAGAUGAAUUGGAUACUGCCACUCCCAAUACUAAUACGAUAGUAGAAUCUGGUACAAUUAAUGUUGCUGAUGACUUGAUCUCAGGAACUAGUACAAUUAGUCCCGUAGAUACCUCAAUAUUGGAAACCAGCACAAUCAAUACUGUUGACGCUUCAAUAUUAGAAACUAGCACAAAUAAUACUGUCGAUAAUUCAAUAAUAGUGGAAACAGACACUAUUGGAAAAACUUCACAUGAAAGUCUAAAUGAAAAAGUUAUUAAAUUGAGUGGGGAAAACAAGUUUGAUGAAGCUAUAAAGUUGGUUUUAAGUGAAAAAAAUCCUGAUUUAAAAAAUGCAGAGGCUUGGAAUCAAUUGAUUAUUGAAUGUGCCGAUAAAGGAAGAUCUAAAAUGUCAAUCAUAUUAUUUAAUGAGGCAUACAAUUUCAAUGUUGCACUAGAAACCUAUGAUAAUUUGAUUAGGAGCGGUAGGUUGAAACCAAACAAAGAGACUUACCUGCGAAUCUUGAACAUAUGUUCAGCAAAUUGUUCAAAACAACCAGAAACGACUUAUGAAUUGGCAACUGAUGUUUGGAACAAGUUGGUUAAACAUGAUGAUCAGCAGAGCAAGGAGGCAAAUGACGCAGUGAUUGUUGAUAACGAAUUGGUUAGUGGUGUGAUUUCAGUUUUCAAAGACACUAAACAUCCACACCAUGCUUUUGAUAUUAUUGAUAACACUUAUGGAUUUGGUAAAGUUUCCACACCUUCUGCAGAAGAUAAAGAAUCUUCAGGAUCAACAAAAGAAGAUUUAUCAACUUCCGCAAUUGCAUCUAAUAAGCCUGCUCUGAUAUUACCAAUUACAAAUGAUGUAUUGGUCAGUAUUUUUGGUUUAUGUUUUAAAGUAAGGCAAUACAAUUUGGGAAUAGAAUACUAUAAUCAGGUUAUGACAAAAUAUCCGAAUUUCUCACUUGACAUUAACACCUAUAAUAGUGUGAUUACACUCUACAACCUCACUUACCAAUACAAGAAGACACUUGAAACUUACCAUAGCCAAUUUAAAAAAGGUGGUAUGGUACAAAAUACAACAACAUUUGAAUACUUGAUGACAGCAUGUCAAAGUCUUCGUGAUUUGAGCACAGCAAAAGAAGUUCUUGAGAAUGCAGUUGAGAAUCAAGUAAUGUUGAAAACAUUUGGUUUAACAAGAUUAUUCAGACUGAUAUUGGAACAAGCCAGAACUACAGAAAAUUAUAAUGAUAUUUGUUGGUUAUUGGAAAAAAUAGACAAGACAGUAGAUAUUGAUUUCGAUAAAGAGAAAAAAGGAUUUAUUUUGAUUAAAUAUAUGGAUGACGCGAUAUUUUUACGUACUCUUUCAUCAGCAUAUGAAAUUGCAUUGGAGGAAGUAAAAGAUUUGUCAGAGGAAAAAAGAGUUCAAUGGAUAGAAGAUAAAAAAUAUUUUGAUCAUAAGGCUGACAGAUUGCUUGAGACCACAUUAAAAUAUUCAAAACAAAAUAGCAUGCAUGAAGAUGAUUUAAGAAUGAGAAAAAUAUAUCAGGGAAGAUGGAAAACUCAAGAUGAUGAGAAUUGGCCUAAUACGUCAUCAUAUAUGAGGAAUGGACCACCAACGCGUUAUAAUCCAAAUAAAAGUUUUAGACGUCCACCAUCACCUGAAUUGUCAUUUGAUUCAUCACCAUCAACUGGAUCAUAUGGUAAUUUUAGAGGCCAGCAUAAUAGAGGAAGGCCUCGUGGAUAUCGCGGAGUAUCACGUAAUUACAGAAAUGUUGGAUAUCGCGGGCCAAACUACAGUAAUGGUUAA